CCGUUCGCUCUUGGCAUCCCACCUGAUCUUCACAAUUGAACUCCGAAUAGAAGGUAAUUGAACCCGAACUAGCAUCGUGUCAUGCGACGGAUAGGUCGCGUCGGAGAGCCAUGGGCGAGCCUGGGCAUGGGAAACGUCACUGUUGGGAGUGCCUCCGCCGCUGUCUUGUCUGUGACUCGACGAGGCCAGCUUGCAACAGAUGCACAGCAGCUGGAACGUUGUGCCCCGGAUACAGCGACGUGAAGCCGACACGACUGAGAUGGCUGGCCCCCGGUACCGUUCGUUCUCGGGUUCGAAGGCGAAACCGUGAUGCGUCUAUGUCUGAUGAGACGAGCGAGCCCAGUGUCUACAGCAGGGAAUCGAAAUCGCCACCGGCAUCGCAAUCCCACGUUGAUCACGUCUCCAUCUCUCGCUUCGGUCUGCACACGAACGCAGAUGCCCUGGUUCAUGGGGCAGAAUACUAUAACGUGGCCAUAUUCCCAGAUCUCUGUCCUGUUCAGGAACUGGGAAGCAACCCCAGCAUUUACCAGAUAUCUCCGGAGCUUAUUCGGGAGGCCUGCGCGAGUCCCGACUACCUGCGGCUCGGCAUGCUCUGCAUGACCCUUAGCCACCGGAUGAACCGCACCCGAGGAGAUCCGGGCGCAAAUCACAGGGACAUGGCUGAGCGGUUCUACAAGUAUCGAGGUGACGCCAUCCGCUCUUUGAGAGAGUUCAUCAGUGUCGAGAGCCAGUGCACCGCCGACGUUGCUCUUGCCGGCAUCGUGAGUCUCUUGUUAGCCGAUGCCCAACAGGCGGCUUCCCUGAACUGGCGUCCCCACGUAGAGGCCGCCAUCAAGCUUGUCCACCUGCGCGGAGGAUUUGCUGCGGUGGCUGCCUCAAGGAUCCUGCAGCCACAUCUUCUAUUUCUCAGUUUUGUAGCAGUUAUUGGUAACACCACAUGUCCCGCCUCCACCAUCCUUAUGGCGGAAGCACACCUCGGGGCACUUGACGCCAUCAUGGACUUAUCGGGCACCACCGUCACUUCAUUCCAGAUGUGUGCGCCAGCACUCUUCGCCGAAAUAAUCCGAAUCAACCACCUCCGUAUGCGGGCCACGAUGCACGGCGAGCAAGAAACGGGUACGCAAGAGCUCGCUCAAGAAGUACAUGUCAUCCUCGAACGGAUCCAUCACUUCUCGCCCGAGCAUUGGGCCGAUAUAAAGCCCCGGUCUCGCGAAGACUGGGCCCUGAUGGGCCGCAUCUACCAAACCGCCGUGACGCUCUACUGCGUCUCCUCCCUACAGAGCCUGUCCGUCUUGCCCACCACGCCGCACCUGAGCGCGAGCUGCGCGGCCCACGCGCGGCUCCUGCACCAGCUGCUCGCACUGGCGGUCGUGUCGCCGCGCAUCAAGCGCUUUACCCUGUGGCCGCUGGUGGUACUGGGCGUGGUGGCGGCCUCCUGCUCGCACAUGCACGGGGGCGGCGCGACCUCCGCCCGGGCCUUCGUCGCGGCACAGCUGCCCGUCCUGAGCCGCCAUGUCGGGACCUACGUGCCGCUCACGGCCAAGAGCGUGUUGGACAAGUUCUGGGCGUCGGGCGAGACGAGCUGGGACGCAUGCUUUGAUCGGCCGUAUGCAUUCUUUACCCAGUUGGCGGUUGAUACCAGCCGCAUUCUGACGGAUUGAUUGCCUGUGUACUACCCCCUGAUUCGUGUGGGGCAUUCCUAGGUGAUGAGACAGGU
This is a messenger RNA of Parathielavia appendiculata, 1717 nucleotides long. RefSeq names its product C6 zinc finger domain-containing protein. The transcript is spliced from 4 exons. Gene Ontology annotation, cellular component: nucleus. Lineage: Eukaryota; Fungi; Ascomycota; Sordariomycetes; Sordariales; Chaetomiaceae. Gene Ontology annotation, molecular function: zinc ion binding; transcription cis-regulatory region binding; DNA-binding transcription factor activity, RNA polymerase II-specific. Gene Ontology annotation, biological process: positive regulation of transcription by RNA polymerase II. The record is from RefSeq and is a predicted model, not a curated record. The coding region runs from base 111 to 1661 and encodes 516 amino acids.